AGUUACUUGUGUGGUUUCGGUAGAAUGUGAAAACGUUCUCUUCGAUUUACAUACAGUUAUCUUUCGGAUUUUUUUUUUCGUUCAUUUUUCAUUUUUAAUAACGCGCCAGGAUUUCCUUUUAAGCAAACGGAACGGUAUUCAAUUUUCUGCACAAAUCCACUGUAUAAAGCAAAAAUCACAGAUGCAAAGCAUGUUUUACUAUAUAAGGAUCACAUCUGUUAUAUUUACGGUGUUUGUCUCAAGCUGUGAUUACAUGACAUCGGUAAAAGGAUUAAACUAUUUAACUAGCGAUUAUCAAAACAAGAAUAAUAAGUUUUUGAAAACUUUUUCAUUCGAUUCAUUGGAUUUAAAUUCGGCUGGCGAAAUGGCAACAUCAACUGACUCAUCAGCUCUUUUGCGUCACUUAAUCAUCGGCAAGUUAACACCGAAUAUAGUUACGCCAACAGCAUCGUUUUGCAUUUGUGUACCACCAGGGUCAUGUCCAAGCCCUUUGCCCUCACCGUCUACGGAUGGUAGCGGGCAAAUUGAUGUACGCAUUGUUAAUAAUGCCGCUUCUUCUGGUACGCCGACAACUUCAUUCUCUUGUAAUUAUGGAUUAGAAGUAUGUUGUCAAGCUGGCUCAUAUCAGUGUGGUCGUCGGUAUCCACCACCGCCGGGCAGUAAACAAGCUGGUCUAGGUCAAGCCAAUUUUGGAGACUAUCCAUGGCAGGUGGCAUUAUUAACAACCGCAGAUAUAUAUAUAGGUUCCGGUGCUUUGUUGACAAGUCAACAUGUUCUAACCGCGGCUCAUAAAGUUCAUAACAUACCGGAAAAGUCGUUUAAAGUCCGCGUAGGUGAAUGGGAUGCUGCUAGCACAAAUGAGCCUGUACCUGCGCAAGAUGUAUCAGUUUCCAAAGUUUACGUUCACCCAAAUUUCAAUAAGAAUAACCUACAAAAUGACGUAGCCAUAUUGAAAUUGGUUAAUCCGGUUUCAUUGGUCACCAAAUCAACGGUUGGUACAGUUUGUUUGCCCACAAUACCUUUAAAACAGGGUCAACGAUGUUACGUGGCUGGUUGGGGUAAAAGUGAUUUCGGUCCCACUGGAGCUUAUCAAUCCAUACAACGUGAGGUCCAAGUACCCGUUUUAUCUAAUGACAAUUGCCAAACAGCUUUGAGAAAAACACGUUUAGGAUCUCGCUUUAUCCUAAACAAUUUAAGCUUUAUAUGCGCAGGCGGUGAGGUCGGAAAAGAUGCUUGCACGGGCGAUGGCGGAUCACCGUUGGUGUGCGAAAAUAAUGGUAUUUGGUAUGUGUUGGGUUUGGUGGCUUGGGGAAUCGGUUGUGCUGCCCCUGGGAUACCAGGUGUUUAUGUUAAUGUAAACUCUUAUAUACCAUGGAUACAAAGCAUGUUAGCUUCUUAACUAACAAAGUUAAUUUGUAACGGAACAGUUCACUUAAAGCUUGCACUCAAUCUUAUUCUCUCGCAUUUGGAAAACGUUCGGCAUGGAGAGGAAAGAAGAAUGCAAAGAGCAACAAAAUAAAGAUGUAAAGCAUUUCGAGAUAAAAAAAAUUUAUACACGUAAAAAGAAUAUAUACUACAUAUAUAUAAAAUCUUAAAACCUGCAAUAUAUUUAAUUAAUCUGACAAUUUUGAUGGGCAGAAGAAAGUAAGACACUAGGCCUUGUUCGGAACUUAGUUUUCUAAUAUAUUCUCUAGAAUAUUUUCUGAAGGUCUCUAAAAAGGGAGAAACGUUUGAUUUAAUUGUCUUAACUGACACGCCUACAAUUCUUUGCAGUUUCUAUAUAUUUUACACUCGAAAGGUACUCGUUUUAAUGAUAAGAUACUACAAAUUAAAUCUCGUUCCCAUAUAAAGACAUGCUCUUCCCAGGAGUUCUUAUAAGGCAAGGUGUUUGGAAAAAAGUCCCACGAUGA
This is a messenger RNA of Glossina fuscipes, 1910 nucleotides long. Its product is annotated as phenoloxidase-activating factor 2-like. Lineage: Eukaryota; Metazoa; Arthropoda; Insecta; Diptera; Glossinidae. The record is from RefSeq and is a predicted model, not a curated record. Gene Ontology annotation, biological process: proteolysis. The transcript has 5 exons. The coding region runs from base 182 to 1399 and encodes 405 amino acids. Gene Ontology annotation, molecular function: serine-type endopeptidase activity.